CUUUAAAUCAGUCACUUUCACCCCACCAUAAUUGCCGCUUAUUCGAGAGUAUAUGCAAAGUGAACUAUGGACUAACUGGCUGCAUUUGAACGAUUUCAUUCUCUUCGCGCAGACGCGCAAACACGUAGGGCGUUAGACUCCUCAUUCAGUUGCGUUUUAGUUCACCAUAAUGAUUUUAAAGGGACUAAAAUGGACCCCUCUCUCUCUUUUGCUCUUGAUAAACUAUGGAUCACUUGUUAUAUCGAAAAUCAUCGUUGGAAACCACUACCCCUUCAUGGGGUACUGGUCUCACUUCCCCUCUUUGCACUGUCCCCACCGAUCAUUCCGUCAAAUCUGAGCGCUCAGACAUAUUGGGCAGUUUCGAGAGUUCUGACAGUUGUUCGGAUUUCUUAUCUGACAUAUCAACAUGCCAAAGCCCGGAUUCAGGAAGAGAGUGCAGUUCACUCCUUUCUGAUUUUGUGCCAGAGGACGUUCUUGACUUUGUCGCUGACUACUCGAUGCGUCGUUCAGAGACUGAUUUUGAGUUGCUGUAUGACGGCUGCACUGAUUCGAGUCCGAUUCCUUACAUACCGCAAGUUUCUGACCACCAUCUGUCUGGAGUAUCCGAAAAUCCCUGCGGAACUGAUCGUCUGAAAUCAAGUUCGAGCCCAAGUAAUUUUAUCUUGUCAAAUGCUAGGCGAAGUGUUCAUUCCAAACGACGUCGUGAAAUUAAUCGUGAAGCCUCAAAACGUUAUAGACAGAGGCUAAAGCAAAAGUCAUUGCAGACGCAGCAAGACCUAAGUAUUGUUAUUUCUGCGUACGAGCAAUCCAAGUCAGCUUACGAGAAGGCUGAGCAUGCUUUUGAUGUGUUGAAAAAUAUUGUUCUUGAUCUGGUUAAUAUUGUUCCUCGAAAUUGAACCACUAGUCAUUAACUGUCCUUGUUUUCUCAGAAGUCAUGUACUGUCCAAUAUAUUUCUGAGCAAUGG
Molecule: messenger RNA, 965 nt
Organism: Schistosoma turkestanicum
Lineage: Eukaryota; Metazoa; Platyhelminthes; Trematoda; Strigeidida; Schistosomatidae
Source: the annotation of a GenBank genome assembly